Molecule: messenger RNA, 2699 nt
Organism: Candoia aspera
Lineage: Eukaryota; Metazoa; Chordata; Lepidosauria; Squamata; Candoiidae
Product: zinc finger protein 501-like
Exons: 2
Coding region: 83-1171 (362 amino acids)
Biological process (GO): regulation of transcription by RNA polymerase II
Molecular function (GO): RNA polymerase II cis-regulatory region sequence-specific DNA binding; DNA-binding transcription factor activity, RNA polymerase II-specific
Source: RefSeq, a predicted model, not a curated record
AUGUGAAUCUUGCUUCCUUGGUUGUGCAUUGCAGAUAAAGGGCUAUCUUUUUCUAUUGCAGAGUUGCACAGAACACCCCAAAAUGGUUGCGACUUUGCAAAUUGUCAAGCGGCACUUCGCCCAGCCGAGCCAAGAGACCUUCGCCUGGCAAGUCCUCCAGGAGGGUGGUGGGAAUGCAGAUGGUUUGGGUGAUGGAAAGAGAAGCCUGGUGAAGGUGGAGGGUAUUCAGGAUGGAGGAAAGAGAUCAGAAGAGACACACGGGGCAGUUCCGCUGUUGAGUUUGGGGAAUAUGGCACCAGCCGUGGAAAUGCCAGUGGGAAGAAGCGAAUCCCAAAUCCAGCAGGCAGCAGAGAGAGAGAACAGGUGCGCUCGGCAUGCUGGGAAUUGUAUGUCUACCAUCAUCCAAAGUGCUACAAAGCCCACUUGGGAUAAAAUGCCGUUGUUCUCCUGUUACGGUAGAAAGUAUUGCUACAGAUUAGAACUUGGAAUGGAGCAUUCCGGCGAGGAAUACAAAAUAUGCCCUGUAUCAGAGGAAAACCUGCCCUAUAAUUCAUGUUUUAGUAAACCAGAAAAAAUCAUAACUGCAAACCGAAGCUGUGAAUUCUCCGAACGUGGCAAAGGCGGCAGUUUGAGCAUAUUUCCGGCUAACUGUGCAGAAUGGAGGCCUAAUGGCGGUCCUGAAAGUGGGAAGAAUGUUAGUUACAUGCAGCCACUAAAAAGAACUCAAGACCUUAGAACCGAAGAGAGAAUCAAUAAAUGUUCUCAGUGUGGGAAAUGCUUUACUCAGAAGGGAGAUUUGAAGAAUCAUCAGCGAAUUCAUACCGGCGAACAACCGUAUGAAUGCUCUUACUGCGGGAAAUGCUUCAAUCAGAAGGGAAAUUUAAAGACGCACCAGAGGAUUCAUACUGGAGAGAAACCCUACAAAUGUUUGCAGUGUGGGAAGUGCUUCAUCCAGGCGGUCCUUUUGAAGAACCAUCAAAGGACUCACACUGGAGAGAGACCAUACAAAUGUUCUCAGUGUGGGAAAGGUUUCAACCUGGGAGGAGACUUAAAAAAGCAUCAGAGAAUUCAUACGGGAGAGAGACCGUACAAAUGUUCCCUGUGUGGGAAAGACUUCAGUCAGAUGGGAAAUUUGAAGAAGCACCAGACCAUUCAUGCAGGGGAGAGAUGAUAAAAAUGUUCAUAAAAUGCAUGAAUGGGGUAAAGAAUACGAGAAUAAUUUUUAGGCAAAGCAUCUGUGCAGCCAGAGAAGUUUAAAAAUUUAUAAAUAAUACCAAGAACUUAAAGACUAAAUCAUUUAAACACUCAAAUCAUUUAAACACUCAUUUAAACACUUCUUUAAAUACUCAAAAAUGACUCAAAUCCAAGCUUCACUUAGAUGCUCUUAACCCUAAAGCAGUGUUUGUCAAUCUCAACAACUUUAAGAUGUCUGAACUUCAACUCCCAGAACUCCCCAGCCAGCAGGCAUGUGCAUGCUGGCUGGGGAAUUCUGGGAGCUGAAGUCCACAAGCCUUCAAGCCACCAAGGUUGAGAAACACUACCCUAAAGUUUGGCAAAAGCUGUAGGUAACCGAGAGUGUCAUACUUCCUUUAUCUUGACAUAUCAAAAGAAAUACCUUGUUUCGAAAAAGCCCUCAAGAUAUUCUUGUUUAUUUGUCAACCCAGAUGGUAUACUUGGUUAUGAAAUGUCCACAUUGCUUGUGUCAAUUUUAAUCCCAGGUUUUCUUGUUUUGUGGGUUUUCAUUUCAAGAUGGUUAAGUACUUUUUGUAUCCCAGGAUUAGAUCCCAGCAUCAAUGCAUCCUCAGAACCCUCUCUCUUUUCCAUGUUAUUCACCAAAUAUAAAUUAUUAGGGCUGUGUGUCACUUUAGAUUCAAUUCCCCAAAAAAGGUCUUCAGAAAUAAUUUGGAAAAGAUAUUUCAGAGCAUGAGGAAGGGCAAACAUAAUCCCUGUCUGCAGCUUUUUAAAGCGGCUGCAGCUUUUCCCUGGCACAGUGUUCUGCAGCUGCCGCAAGAUCCCACAAGAAGACACAGCUGCUUUAAAGAGCUGUAGUCUGAGGCUGAAUUUGAACUGCACUUUUCAAAGCCUGUUUUGAAAUUCAAAGCAUUAGACAGCUCUAAUGUUUAAGAUAGUUUAAGAAAAAGCUUUAUGCUAUAAAGCAUAGCAGCUUCUACUGUUUCCAUUUUUUCAAGAACGACUCUCGGCCUGUCUGCCUCCAUUAUGAUGGAUAGAAGUUUGGCAGUAUUCUCACAUGCCCAUUAAAAAGGGGAACACACAGAAGUCAUCCUAGGGUAUAAAACUGACAAUAGCUUCUGUAGAGCCAACUGCUAGAUGAAAUCACAGAGGCAGGGUGACAAAAUUCCUUACAAAUGGGACCUUAAUUAGAAAAAGAGUAUAAAGUAAAGAUUUCUUUGCAACAAAACAAGAGUGUUUUUCUUAUUUCUGGAAACUUUACUACUCUAAUUCUUAUUACUAUUUUCUGUACUCUGUAUCUAUCAACCGUACUAUGUUCUUCAGUUAAAUUCUUGUAUCUUUUUCCUACUGCUUUAACUUUUCUUUAAUAUAAGCUUGUUUGGGGGGUUUCUUAAUUAAUGGAAGCCCUCCUCAACGCACAGUGCCCCACAAAGACUUGUGUGGCCUCUGGUCAACUGAGUGGAGGGUGGUCGUCAUAGAAUCCCAGGGUUGGAAAAAGUCUUGAAAGC